AAGUCCUAAAAACAAGAAAACCAAAAACAAUUGCAGCUUCAUUGCCUGGCAUUGGUUGGCAUGCACCCUUUCCGUCUCUUUCCUCGAACUCCCUACUCCAACUCUUCCAACCUAUAUAUUACGUUUCAUCUUCUAUAUAAACCCCACAUUCCCAUUAAUUCAUUACUUCAUCUAAUCACAGACGAGAAGAGGUGGUCGAUCCAUUGACGACGAUUGAAGUUUCUUGACAGCAUCGGCAACAAUGGCAGCCCGUAAGGCGGUGGAGUUUCAGGACAUGCUGCCGGCGAUGGCCCGGAAGCUGGGAGGGGAAGGCCUGAUCAGGGAGCUUUGCAAUGGGUUCGAGUUGUUGAAGGACGGAGACAAGAGAGUGAUUACGUGCGAGAGCCUGAGAAGAAACGCCGGAAUUCUUGGGCUGGAAGGUUUCAGCGACGAGGAGUUGCAGGGCAUGAUCGGAGAAGGAGAUUUGGACGGCGAUGGUGCUCUGAAUGUGUUGGAGUUCUGCGUUUUGAUGUUCAGAUUGAGCCCUCAGUUAAUGACCGACGCUCGGGCAUUGUUGCGCGAAGCUUUUCCACCGGAUCUUGCUUGACUAUUGUAUAGAAUGGAGAUGAACAUAUUCUUUUUUGAUCUUUCCUUAAUUUCUGCAAGACAUUGUUUACAUGGAUUGGAUUGGAUUGGAUUGGAGGAGGAAAUUGACCGACGAAUUGUUCAUAAAAUUUCACAACAAGGUGUUGGGCCGAUGAUUGGGUUGGGUUACAAUAGGUAUAGUCAAUGGCUGGCUGGCUGGCCCCAGUAUCCUUUAUCGAAAUCAACCUCAACCAUAUGAGUCAGGUUGCAGGCUCUCAAUUAUGUAAUUCUUAUUCAACCAACCCCAACAAGAAAGCCAUCAAAAUCCAAAACCAUUCUCUUAAUUAGUGAACCCUAGUUUCUCGACUUAAAAACCCUUUAUAUAUAUAUAUAUAUAUAUGUUGUGGAGAGGAGUGGUCCAUGUUAUGAAUGUAUAAGCACAAGAAUAAAAUAUUUUAAAUUAAGAGUCACAUUAAAAUCAGGAAAUUUAUUUAUUAAAUGUACCCAUUGUGGAACAAAAAGGGGGAAAAUAAUA
This is a messenger RNA of Diospyros lotus (date-plum), 1099 nucleotides long. Its product is annotated as calcium-binding protein KIC-like. The coding region runs from base 242 to 586 and encodes 114 amino acids. Lineage: Eukaryota; Viridiplantae; Streptophyta; Magnoliopsida; Ericales; Ebenaceae. The record is from RefSeq and is a predicted model, not a curated record. The transcript has a single exon. Gene Ontology annotation, molecular function: calcium ion binding.